Mustela lutreola (European mink) is the source of this 848-nucleotide messenger RNA. RefSeq names its product small integral membrane protein 19 (gene SMIM19). Lineage: Eukaryota; Metazoa; Chordata; Mammalia; Carnivora; Mustelidae. The record is from RefSeq and is a predicted model, not a curated record. The transcript is spliced from 4 exons. Bases 139 to 462 code for a protein of 107 amino acids.
CCGGCAGGAAAUGACGAAGGCAGAGGUCGUCCAGGUCCGUUCGGCGACCGGGCCCCGCGCGUCCGGCGAGACUCCGAGGGGAAAGAGCCCCGCGCGGAGCAGCCUGGCCGCGUGCCGCCUCCCGAGCCAGCAGCCCCCAUGCCUGCAGGUUACAGGGUGAUGGGGGACGAUGGCUCUAUGGAUUACAGCGUUCACGAGGCCUGGAACGAAGCCACCAAUGUUUACUUGGUAGUGAUCCUUGUUAGCUUUGUCCUCUUCAUGUAUGCCAAGAGGAAUAAAAGGAAAAUUAUGAGGAUAUUCAGUGUGCCACCUACAGCAGAAACUUUAUCAGAGCCCAGCUUUUAUGACACAAUGAGCAAAAUCCGUUUAAGACAACAACUGGAAAUGUAUUCCAUCUCAAGGAAGUAUGACUAUCAGCAGCCACAAAACCAAGCUGACAGCGUGCAACUCUCGUUGGAAUGAAAUCACAGAAAAUGAACAACAUAAGUAAUGGUUCAGCAGUCUGGUAGUAAGCUUCUAAAUAUACUAAAUCAUGGACAGCAUUUUUUUUUUUCCAAACCCUAUGUCCCUAAAAUCACUUCACUUGUCAUUUCUCUCAGUUUUAUUUUUCUUUACAAAAUUAUAUCGCCAAGUCAUUUAUUAUACCAAAAAAGAGGGAAGGGGAAACAGGGGAAGCACAGACUGUAACCAGGGAUGGUGAUUUUACCUUGUGAAGACCUUUUAUUUCUUCAGGAUACAGUCAGUGAGGAAUAGAAAUACAUCUUUGGAAGUGACACUGGAGAGUAUGCCACUGUGAUUUAAACAUUUUUGUGAAAUUCAAAAAUAAAAAUCCAGUCCUUGGAAGAUUA